AUGUCUCACUUGAAGUACUAUGCCUAUGAGGGCCAGGGUGUGGAAAAGAGAGAAAAGUUUUCCUACAAUCAAGCCGUGCGUGUCGGAGACAGGAUCGAGUGCUCAGGUCAAGGCGGAUGGGAUCCGAAGACCAGUGUAUUUGAGAAGGAAAUAAAUGCUCAGAUCGAUCUCGCCUUCGCCAACGUCGAGCUAUGCCUGCAGGAUGCGGGCGGUAAGGGCUGGUCGCAAGUUUAUCGCGUCAACUCCUACCAUGUGCCAAUCAACAACGAGGCGCUGGCCGCAAUGGUGCGAAACUUCAAGAAAUACAUGCCGGAUCACCAGCCUCUAUGGACCUGCGUCGGAGUCACCCGCCUGGGAGAAGACGACAUGCGUGUGGAGAUUGAAGUUGUGGCACACGACCCCGAAGGGGCAAAGAAAGCGUAG
Molecule: messenger RNA, 423 nt
Organism: Lasiodiplodia theobromae
Lineage: Eukaryota; Fungi; Ascomycota; Dothideomycetes; Botryosphaeriales; Botryosphaeriaceae
Exons: 2
Coding region: 1-423 (140 amino acids)
Cellular component (GO): cytosol
Molecular function (GO): deaminase activity
Source: RefSeq, a predicted model, not a curated record